AUGUCGGAAUCUCAGCAAGAGCCUCCUCCUCCUCCACCUUCUAAGCGACAGCAUCAUCUUUCUCUGUCUUCUAUGAAACCUCCGUUAGUUGCGCCCGGCGAGUAUCACCGGUUUGACGCGGCGGAGACUCGAGGUGGCGGAGAUUCUGAUCAGGUUCCUGAGACGAUUGUUAUUAAAUCUGCUCUGAAGCAUAAGACAGAUUUCGCAAACCAAAUAACUGAGCCCGACGAAUUGAAUACCGGUGUUCUCCAAACACCUCUACCAGGGAAAGGCGGGAAGGCGAAAAAAACUCCUAGGUCAGCGAAGUCUAAUAAAUCUGGAACGCAAGCUUCUGGUUCUAAUGCAGGUUCUCCUGGAAAUAACUUUGCACAGGCUGGUACUUGUCGAUAUGAUAGUUCGCUAGGUCUUUUAACGAAGAAAUUUAUCAAUUUGAUCAAACAAGCAGAGGAUGGUAUUCUUGAUCUAAAUAAAGCAGCUGAUACUUUAGAGGUGCAAAAGAGACGGAUAUACGACAUAACCAAUGUGUUAGAAGGAAUAGGAUUGAUAGAGAAGACGCUCAAGAAUAGGAUUCAGUGGAAGGGGCUCGAUGUUUCGAAACCAGGAGAAACAGUUGAAAACAUAGCUAACCUACAGGAUGAAAUACAAAACCUCGCAGCUGAGGAGGCAAAAUUGGAUGACGAAAUCAGAGAAUCGCAAGAAAGAUUAACAACCUUGAGCGAGGAUGAAAACAAUAAAAGGUUUCUGUUUGUUACUGAAGACGACAUUAAGAACCUACCAUGCUUCCAGAAUAAGACGCUGAUAGCUGUAAAAGCACCACAUGGAACAACUCUUGAAGUGCCAGAUCCUGAUGAGGCUGGUGGUUAUCCUCAGCGGAGAUACAGAAUAAUUCUGAGAAGCACGAUGGGACCAAUAGACGUGUAUCUAGUCAGUCAAUUCGAAGAGAGGUUUGAGGAACUUCCUCAUGCGGAUGAACCUUCGAAUCAUCCAUCAACGUCUGGUCCCCCUGAGAACCAAGAUGUAGCCAUGCCGAUGGAGGAGGACAGUACGGACAAAAACAGAGAAAUGCAGGAACUUGAUGAUACUCAAAGAGUUUACUCUGACAUUGAAUCUCAGGACUUUGUUGAUGGUAUUAUGAAGAUUGUUCCUCCAGAUCUAGAUAUGGAUGUAGAUUACUGGCUUCGAUCAGAGGUGGGCGAAGUCAGCAUCACAGACUUGUGGCCAAAUGAAUCUGGACCGGACUGGAACUCGAUGGUUUCAUUUGAUCAAAAUAAUGCAGGACCGAGCAACACAACAACAAACUUGGAGCAGCCACAGACUCCAUCGAGUCCAACACCGGAAAAUUCCACUGCUACUAAAUCUACAGGUAGCUGA
Molecule: messenger RNA, 1371 nt
Organism: Arabis nemorensis
Lineage: Eukaryota; Viridiplantae; Streptophyta; Magnoliopsida; Brassicales; Brassicaceae
Source: the annotation of a GenBank genome assembly